GAUCAAAUUCAGCUCUUCGUUAAUAUAUGCAGUCUCAUUCGCGACGAGAUUGCCCUUGCCUACCCCUCGGAUGUUGAUACCGAAAGUUCAGCCCCGCCGUUUCUUCCAGACACGCAAGCCGAGUGGAUCUGCGAGUGUCUAGGCAUUACAAGCGACCAGGCCGAGGUCCUAUGGUCCGUCUUCCGGCAAACGAUCUGGAGGAUGGAGGAUGCAAAUAAGCAGUAUGUGACCCUUGCUGAUUUGUUUAUGGAGAGCGGCUGGCGUGAAGGAAUCUCUUUUAUUUCACUGUUCCCCCCAAUGCGCCGGUGCUCUCAGCCCGAGUGCAAGGACCGGCAGUCCGAAAUGCGGAAGGAGUACGUGCGGGACGCGAUCGUAUUCACGUUUAAUCACGGUAUCCAAUGGGCCAAGUCGGUUUACCUGACAUGCCUCGGCUGCGGUACAAACUACCGCAACAACUACCACGUACCGCGCGUCCGCGUCAAGGACGGUAAACCAUACCGAUAUUACUACUCGAAGCUUCCUCGCAGGAUCCAAGUCGGUGAACAUCAUUACGUAGAUCUCAGGCUCGCACAUAUGUGGACGCAGGAUAUGAUGAUAAAUUCCUCUUCCGCUGCAGGUCUUGCAAAGUUAUACGAGCAGACCUUUGCUCGCUCGCUAGCUGACAUCGAGGGCUGCUAUUACACCAGGCCCAAGCUACCGUACUCCUUAACGCGGCUACCGUUCUCUCCUAGGCUCAGAGGUGACCACGUCUGGUCAGCCUUCGUCAUCCUCGCUCUUAUUCGCGACGCCCGAGCCCACCGUCGCCUGCUCCGAGUGCCUCACACCGGCGAACAGCGCGUACGCUUCAACGCAGCUAUGCACGAUCGGAACCUACGCAUCAUCGCGCUUGGCCAGCGCGAAAUACAGCACCACUGCAAAGGGUGCAUGCGCAUAUACGAGGAGAAAGAAGAGGGAACAGAAAGCUGCCAGCCCGUCGUCAGUGACGGGCUCACAAUCGGACACCCGUGCUGCAAAACCUUCCGGUGCACGAAGUCGCUCGAUAAAAUCCGGAAUCACUGGUGCCCAGGCUGCGCUAAGCUCUGCGCCGACCAAUGCGCCGUGGAGAAUUGCGUCAGGAAGAUAGUACCCACUGACAACACGAAGAUGACGUGCGAUGACGAGACGCACGUCGAGAUGGAGAGAAAGACUGUCCAGCGCGGACAGUCUAUGUUCGUACUAACUAGCCGCCUCACACGAAGCAGGAUAUCAGCUCCU
Coniophora puteana RWD-64-598 SS2 is the source of this 1254-nucleotide messenger RNA. RefSeq lists its product as uncharacterized. The annotation marks the transcript as partial. Lineage: Eukaryota; Fungi; Basidiomycota; Agaricomycetes; Boletales; Coniophoraceae. The record is from RefSeq and is a predicted model, not a curated record. The transcript has 5 exons.